ACCCGGGGGCGGGGCUCUGCGGGCACUGCUGCCCGCACUCCGCUGCCCGCACACACCUGGCCCGGAGCCGCGCGGUGCCGGCUGCCCAGGGUCCCGCAGCCGGGGCUGGUGCCGCUCGCAGCCCCCUGGGGAGCCCGAACCGCCGGAGCUGGCGGGACUCGACCCGCAAGAGCCGCGGGCUCAGCCCCGCACUGCCAGGGCGCAGCAUCCGGAGCCGAGAUGGACCCCGCGUCUGGGGCCGGGGACCUGGAGACCGCUCGCCUGGUGAGCGCCCGGGGAAGCCGCAGCACCGGCACCCGGCGCCUCACGAGUCUCUUCACAGGCUCCCAGAAGCCCUUCCCCGGCCUGCCCCCGGAGACCAACCCUGCGGCUCCGUCCCUGGAGCUGGACCGGCGCCUGGCCCAGCACUGCCACCAUGGAGCCCGCUCCCCCAGCCAGAGCCGUGCGGAGCUGCAGGCCUGCCGGAAGCUUGGCAUCACCUGCGCCAUCUGCUUUGUCUUCAUGAUCGGCGAGGUCGUUGGCGGGUACCUGGCACACAGCCUGGCCAUCAUGACUGAUGCUGCCCAUCUGCUGGCGGACGUGGGCAGCAUGGUGGUCAGCCUGUUCUCCCUGUGGGUCUCCGCCAGGCCGCCCACCAAGUCCAUGAGCUUCGGCUGGCGCCGCUCAGAGACGCUGGGCGCCCUGGCCUCGGUGCUGUCCAUCUGGGUCGUGACCGGAGUCCUGGUGUACCUGGCCUCAGCCCGCAUCAUCAGCAACGACUAUGAGAUCGACGCACGCGUCAUGCUGGCCACCUCCGCUGGCGCCGUGGGCAUCAACGUCAUCAUGGCCUACAUCCUGCACCAGUCGGUCACAGGCCACAGCCACGCCCGGGGCUAUGAGAAGAUGGAGGAGAGUCCUGGCUGCUGCGCACCCCCUGGGAGCCCCCUGCCUGGCAGCACCAGCGUGCACGCCGCCUUCAUACAUGUGGUGGGGGACCUGCUGCAAAGCCUCGGGGUCCUGACGGCUGCCACCAUCAUCUACGUGGAGCCCCGGUACAAGAUCGCAGACCCAAUCAGCACCUUCCUCUUCUCCAUCUUCGUGCUGGGCUCCACCAUCACCAUCCUCAGGGACGUCUUCCGGGUCCUCAUGGAAGGGGCGCCGCGGGGCGUCGAGUUCACCGCAGUGAAGGACGUGCUACUGGCUGUGAAGGACGUGAAGGACACCCACAACCUGCACCUCUGGGCCCUGACCCUCAGCCACCACAUGGUGUCUGUGCACCUGGCAGUCGAUGCCGGCGCGGACUUGGAGGAUGUGCUGCAGGAAGCCACCGCCCAGCUGCAGAGCACCUUUGGCUUCGUCUCGUGCACGGUGCAGGUGGAGCGGUACCUGGAGGACAUGGCCACCUGCCGCCAGUGCCAGGACCCCCGGGAUUGAGCACCAGGCCCGCAGCACAUGGCACCGGAGAUGGAGAUGCCCCAGCCCCCAGCCUCUGCUCUGCCCGGCAGGCCCCCACGUGCAGCCAGCGGGCUGUGGGGCUGCCCCACCAGGCCCUGGUCUUGGCUCUCUUUCUACUGCCAAUGGGGCGCAAGGGCCAAGGUACCUUGUGCCAAGAGCCCCACCCACACUGCCCCAGGGGCUGUGCCCCACUGGGUGGGAGAGAGCCAUGGGACUGCUGGAGCUGCCCUGCCCCCACUGCCGGGACCGUUCUCCCCAUCUGCCUCUGCUGAGCUCUUGGGAAAGGGGGAGCCAUCGCCCUGGUGCCCUUUCAGGCAGCCUGUCUUUGUGCAGUGGGGUGCGAUGCAGAGCGCCCCCUGCAGGGUGAGAGUGUCGCACUCCCUGCACCCCGGCCCAGGACUGGGGCGGCUCUGCUCUGGAGCUGCUCCCGCAGCUGCUGCGCUGCCUUCGCCCUACAUUGCAGGGGCCCUGCUCCCCCGGCCACUGCCAGAUGCCUGUUCUCUCCUGCUCCUUACAGAACAACACCACACUGGGCCAGACCAAGGGUCCCUCUAGUCCAAUGUCCUGUCUCCAGCCAGGGCCAGGGCCCCAGAGGGAGUGAACAGACCAGGUAAUCACCAAGUGAUCCCUCCCGUC
Messenger RNA from Dermochelys coriacea (leatherback sea turtle), 2070 nucleotides. It is a transcript of the gene SLC30A3, whose product is annotated as solute carrier family 30 member 3. Gene Ontology annotation, biological process: zinc ion transmembrane transport; response to zinc ion. The transcript has 8 exons. NCBI's taxonomy places the organism in Eukaryota, Metazoa, Chordata, Testudines, Dermochelyidae. Gene Ontology annotation, molecular function: zinc ion transmembrane transporter activity. The record is from RefSeq and is a predicted model, not a curated record. Gene Ontology annotation, cellular component: plasma membrane. The coding region runs from base 220 to 1413 and encodes 397 amino acids.